This is a messenger RNA of Vitis riparia (riverbank grape), 1514 nucleotides long. Its product is annotated as cyclin-dependent protein kinase inhibitor SMR3-like. NCBI's taxonomy places the organism in Eukaryota, Viridiplantae, Streptophyta, Magnoliopsida, Vitales, Vitaceae. The transcript has a single exon. Gene Ontology annotation, biological process: regulation of DNA endoreduplication. The record is from RefSeq and is a predicted model, not a curated record. The coding region runs from base 396 to 887 and encodes 163 amino acids.
GAGAGACGUGUGUUUGGUUUAUUUGCAUUGGAUCCUUCGCCGAAGUGGGCUUUGAGAGCUUCCACCUUCUCUCUCAUAAAAAACCAUGGAAAAAGCUAAAAUCCAAGGAUUAAGCGCAGAAAAAAUCACUGGGGAAAAAAGGGGCAAAAAGAUGGUGGUUUUGAUGAUUGUUUUUUUGGGGUGUACCCAUUAAUUUCUAUAUCAACCGUCUUUUUCUCGCAUAUGUUUCUCAGCCUCUUUGCUCUCCAGCUUUGGAGACUAGGUUCUUUAAUUGUUCUUGUUGGUUUCUUAUGUCUCAUGAGCUUAUCAUCUUUGCUUAUUAUACUACUCCAAACUGAUCUCUAGCUUCUUUCUCUUGAUGCGCUACUAGCUCGGAAUUCGAAUCAGUUUCCUUCAUGGGUGUGUCCAAUUCUGGGGUGUUCCUCACUGAGAAAGAUCUGACUUCCAUCGGAUUCAAUUUUCUAGCAAAACCCACGUUGGAAUUUCAAGAUGAUGAUCAUGAGUGUGGGAACUGUGAAACUGCACGUUCAGGAGAAGGCAAGUUUGAUAAGAAACAAGAAGAAAAAGAAAGAGAAGAACAAGAAGAAGAGAAAUGCAAGGUGAAGGUAACUCCUAUGGACCUGAAAAUGUCAUCUCUAGCAGAAUUCAAGGUGGAAGAAGAUGAUGAUAACGAUGGGUUCAAGACUCCAACAUCUGUGGAUCACAAAAUCCCAUUGAUCCUCCCAUGCCCACCUGCACCAAAAAAACCAAAAUCCCUUCCAUCCACUAAACGGAGAGCGGCGGGGCCUAAUCGACGAGUCCUACUCGAUCUCUCAAACGAGAUUCAAUCACUGUUUCCUCCUGAUUUCGGUGGCAAAUCUAAGAGACUCAGGCAAGGUGGAAAAUGAUGUUGCUCUACAUCUUUUUCAUGCCAAGAAAGCAAAAUUAUGUUACUGAUAAGUAUCUAUGAAAAUUUUGUUUUCGUCCAUCUCCAUUUCCAUUCUCAGUUCUAUCCCAUUUCCUUCCUUUCUGGUUAAUCGAGAUCCGAUGAUCACUCUGCAAGUUCGAAGCUAGUUUCAAAAAAGAAAACAAGAAAAAGAAAAAAAAAAUGGAGGUGGAAGGUGUCUGCCUUGGAUUCGAAAAUGGUUAAUGGCCGGCAUUGACUUUCUGUAAAGAGAUUAGGGGGGUUGAAUUUGACUUUCCCAAGAAAAGCAAACAUCCUCCAUGGUUAUCAACAGGUCUCCUACUAGUUAAUUUCUUCUUUGUUUUCCCUGAAUUCCUACCACAGUCCUAUAUAUAAAACAGCGAAUAAGUUAAUGGAUGCAGUGAACGAAGGUGCCUGUUCCAUUUUUUUUUUCUCCUUUUGCAGAAAGGGUAGAUGGAGUGAGAAGGGUAGACAGGCCUUCUGAGAUUGAAUAUUUUUAUGAUAAAGAGGAUUGAUAUGAUUCUCUUGGCAUGUAUUUUGGUAGUAAACUGCAUGUUCUUCUGUAGAAUUUAGAAUGAUAAUUAAUGAAAAUUAGACAUAGAUGAUGAAA